Messenger RNA from Elaeis guineensis (African oil palm), 2639 nucleotides. RefSeq names its product hydroquinone glucosyltransferase-like. The record is from RefSeq and is a predicted model, not a curated record. NCBI's taxonomy places the organism in Eukaryota, Viridiplantae, Streptophyta, Magnoliopsida, Arecales, Arecaceae. Gene Ontology annotation, molecular function: UDP-glycosyltransferase activity.
UGGAUAUUUUCAAAGCAUGUCCGACCAUAGUUCCUUCCAUGGUCGAUCCGACUAUAGAAGUUUUAUCCGAAUAAAGAAUGUGGCUAUAUAUGAUGCUAGCUGAUGUCUUCCGACUAUAGAAGUUUUAUCCAGAUAAAGGAUGUGGCUCUAUAUGAUGCUAGCUGAUUUCUCCUCAUUUGGUGGUUCUUGAUAUAUGAAAGGGAUAAAAUAGUUUAAAUAAAUAUCAUAUAAUUAUUUUUUUUAUGGAUGUUUCAAUAUAUAUAUGUGGCUCACGAUGAUCAUAAUUUCUUUCAUGAUCGGUCUAACUAUAGAAGUUUUUUCCUCCUUAUCCUCUCCCCGGAUAUCUCUAACCUAGCCUAGCAAUGGCAGCGAAUGGACCCGUCACCAAGAGCACUCCCCACCUUGCCGUCCUUCCAAGCCCCGGCAUGGGCCACUUGAUCCCCCUGACCGAGCUCGCCAAGCGGCUGGUCGCCCAGCACGGCUUCACGCUCACCUUCAUCACCCUCGGCGGCUCCGCCUCCAAGGCCCAGUCCGCCUUCCUGACCGCCCUCUACCCCUCCAUCUCCUCCCUCACCCUCCCCCCGGUCCCCCUCGACGUCCCCCCCAACGCCCGCGUCGAGACCAUCAUGUCCGUCACCGCCGUCCGCUCCAUCCCCGCCGUCCGCGAUAUCCUCCGAGACCUCCAGUCCUCCACCAACCUUGUCGCCUUCAUCGCCGACCUCUUCGGCGCCGACACCUUCGACGCCGCCAAACAACUCGGCAUCCCCCACUACAUGUUCUUCCCUUCCAAUCUAAUGACGCUGACCGUCAUGUUCCAUUUGCCGACACUGGACGCCACGACCACGUGCGAGUACCGGGACCUCGCCGACCCGCUGGAGUUGCCUGGCUGCGUGCCGGUCCUCGGUCGGGACCUUCUCCACCCGCUCCAGGACCGCUCCAACGAGUGCUACAAGUGGAUGGUCCACCACGCCCGGCGCUACCGCGAGGCCGAGGGCAUCCUCGUCAACACCUUCGACGCCAUCGAACCGGGGGCGGCCAAGAUCCUCCGGAAGAAAGAAUCCGGGCGUCCUGCGGUCUACCUCAUCGGGCCGUUGAUCCAGACUGGAUCACCGGCCGGGGUGGACGGCUGGGAGUGGCUCCGGUGGCUGGACGAGCAGCCACGUAAUUCGGUGGUGUUCGUUUCGUUCGGCAGCGGCGGGACCCUUUCCAAGGCCCAGCUGGAGGAACUGGCCUUAGGAUUGGAGAUGAGCGGCCAGAGGUUUCUGUGGGUUGUCCGUAGCCCGAGUGACGGCGGAGUGAGCGGUAGCUCCUACUUCGACCCCGAGAGCAAGGGUUAUGAUCCAUUCGGCUUCCUGCCAGAAGGGUUCGUGUCGCGGACCAAGGAUAUGGGGUUGCUGGUGCCAUCCUGGGCGCCACAGAUACAGGUGUUAGCCCAUGGGGCCACGGGUGGAUUCUUGACGCAUUGCGGGUGGAAUUCGACGCUGGAGAGCGUGGCGAACGGAGUACCGAUGAUAGCCUGGCCGCUGUACGCGGAGCAGCGGCAGAACGCGGUGAUGCUGGUGGAGGGCGUGAAGGUGGCGCUGCGAACCAAGGAAGGGGAGGAUGGGUUGAUCGGGCGGGAGGAGAUUGCGAGGGUGGUGAAGGAGUUGAUGGAGGGGGAGGAGGGGAAGAGGCUGGGAAGCCGGGUGAAGGAGCUCCAGGAGGCGGGGACCAAAGGGCUGGAGGAGGAUGGGCUGGCCCACAAGACCCUCGCGGAGGUGGCUAGUACAUGGAAGGGCUUGAAUGUUAUGUAAACAAAUAUUUAUUGGGUGUCCCUUUUUUUCUUUUUGUAAGAAUUUAUUCGGUGUCCUUUGACUCAACUUCUGUCUCUAUUGUCUGUAUUUCCUUAAGGUGGCGUUUAGUACAUCAUCAUAUAAUCUAAGUUAUCAGUAAUAUAAAUUAUUAAUAAUAUUAAUUAUUAUAUAUGAUACAUACAGAUGAUAUUAUAAUAAAAUUAUAAAAAAUUUUGAUUAAUAUAUUUUAUAUGAUAAUCAAAUUAUUAAUAAUAUAAAAAUAAAUUUUUAAAAUAUUUUUAAAUUAAAUUUAUUAAAAAUUUAUAUACUAUGAUUUAUAUUCACAUGAUUCUAAUAUUGUAGUUAUCGAACGGUAACGUGCCUAUCCGUAAGCCACAACCGACCGUCCAUGCUACAACUGCUGAUCGUCAUCACUGCAAACCAUUGUUUCUAUCGUUGAAUUUUUUUUAUAAAUUUUUUAUUUUUAACUCAACGAUGAAAUUUCACUUAUAAUGCAUAAUUAUGUUUUUCACGAUGAUGAAUUUAUAAGUCAUUAUAAUAAUUUUUUUAAUUUUUUAAACAUAAAGAACCAAAUCUACUGUACCUUAUGGUCCCAGAGAAUGCCAAAGUAGAACAAAUCCUGUGGUAUGCUAAGCUAAGCUAAUCCACCGGUAGAAGAAUUCCAUUCAAUGUAUCAAUACCAUUUCACAAAGAUCGAAACAAACACAAAAUUGAUAAACUUAAAAAUUGAAACCCAAAAGGCCAAAAUAAUCAGAUACAAUUGAUUUCCGAAUUCAUGUGAAUGGUUGCCAUAUUCCAGAUACAGCAUCGAUAUUGAAUAAGAUACAGCAAAAGAGCUGGGAAUCA